AUGGCCUCCCAGCCACCGAGGGUCUCCAGUUCCCCCAGACACCGGGCCAAGGGCAUGAAGAAGACACCGCCCCCGGAGAGGAGCGUGCGGCCGCCGGUGGACCCAGACUCGGACGACACAGCCCAGCGCAGCAGGCUGUCCUGGGCGACCCUGGCCAGGGCCGUGGGCUACUUCAAGAUGUCGCUCUUGGACAUACGGCGGGGCGGGCUGCUGUCCUCCCUCAACCCGCUGGCCAUGGAGCAGAGACUGCCUGAGAAGCACCCGAUGCCUGAAAAGAAGUUCUGGGGCGACCAGGAGCCCCUCUCCAAGAUUCCAUUUCAAAUUCUGAGUGGACACCAACACCUUGUGAGUUCUUGUCACUUUUGUGUGGACGACACAAAGCUCCUCAGUGGCUCCUUUGACUGCACCGUGAAGCUGUGGGAUGCCGUGGAUGGAUCUAUUAUCCGGGAUUUUGAGCAUCGGCCCGAAGCUCCUGUUUUAGAGUGCAGUGUCACGGCUGACAGCAGAAGAAUUACUGCAUCAGCCUAUGAUAAAACUCUGAGGACUUGGGACCUUGAAACAGGCAAGCUGCUGUGGAAGAUCGGGCAUGAAAACCUCAUAACCGCCUGUAACUUUUCUCCUGAUGGUAAAUAUGUGGUCGCAGGCUUAGAUGUGGAUCACGGAAUCUGUUUAACUGAUGCCCUAAACGCCAAGAUUCUGAUACACAUCAAAGAUCACCACAAAAGAUCGGUCACAGCUUGCCGCUUUGACCCUGAUAGCCAGAAGGUGGCUUCCGUAUCAUUGGACAGGAGCAUCAAGAUCUGGGAUGUUACAUCCCAGGCCACGCUGUUUACCAUCACCAACGCACAUUCCAAUGCAAUCUCAAACUGCUGUUUUACCUCCAGUGGCCAUUUCCUAUGUACAAGCUCUUGGGAUAAAACCUUAAAAAUAUGGAACAUUCAUACAGGGGAGUUUCGGAACCGUGGAGCCUGUGUGACUCUGAUGCAGGGCCAUGAAGGGUCUGUGAGCUCCUGCCACUUUGCCAGAGACACAUCUUUUCUCGUGUCUGGAGGGUUUGACAAGAGUGUGACUAUUUGGGAUGUAGGAGAAGGCUACCGGAAGCUCUCCUUGAAGGGCCAUAAUGACUGGGUUAUGGAUGUUGCCAUUAGCAGCAACAAGAAAUGGAUCCUGUCUGCUUCAAAGGAUAGGACCAUGAGACUAUGGAAUAUUGAAGAAAUUGACCAAAUUCCUUUGGUAAUCAAGUACAAAAAGGCCCUGGGCUUAACGGUGAAACAGUGCGAAGAAUGUGACAGGCCUUUCUCCGUCUACGAAAGUGACAUCUUUUCUGAAGUCGUCACCAAAUGCGUGUUCUGCCGGAUGGAAGCAAAAGGCUUGCCAGCAGAGGCCUCAUCAUCAGAAAAGGACGACUCGCCAGCAAGGGGGUCCAGCCUGGGCAAAGAUGGUGGCCACUGGGUCCUGUAGGUUUCAGGGCUCUGCAGGGAUCUUUCUCUGGGGCCCUUCCCUGGCUGGGUGGGCCUGUCAGACGGGGCAAGGGCCACACCCUCGCUGGGCUCCCACCACCAUGCUACCUCCUCAGCACCCUACUGAAUGGGAUUGGAUGCUUUUAGUUUUCAGGCAGAAUAAACCUAGAUUCUUUUGGAAAACGAGUGUGCAUGUGAAUUCCAGAAGCACUCUUGCUAUUUAUAAGCUUUAUGUCCUGGUGUUCAUCCAGACACAGCUGGAUUCCCAUUCUGGGCUCUGGAGUUGCCCUGUAAGGCAGACCUCGGGGGCUGGCA
Miniopterus natalensis is the source of this 1775-nucleotide messenger RNA. RefSeq names its product WD repeat domain 88 (gene WDR88). Gene Ontology annotation, molecular function: protein binding. Lineage: Eukaryota; Metazoa; Chordata; Mammalia; Chiroptera; Miniopteridae. The record is from RefSeq and is a predicted model, not a curated record.